AUGGAUAAAAAAGAAUUAACCUGUGAGUUGGGUCCGCCAUGUAGCCUCGUACUGGCCGAUGGAUCGGUGUAUCAGGGCCGAAGUUUUGGAGCACAAGUUCCGAUCGAGGGGGAAGUCGUAUUCCAGACUGGUAUGGUUGGAUAUCCUGAGUCACUAACUGAUCCCUCCUAUCACGCACAAUUAUUAGUACUCACUUAUCCAUUGAUCGGCAAUUAUGGCGUGCCAGAUGAGAGGGAACGUGAUGAGCAUGGCAUACCCAGAUGGUUCGAGUCCGAGCGAAUUUGGGCAGCCGGAUUAAUAGUAGGUGAAGUGAGCACACACGCUUGCCACUGGCGAGCACACCGCUCCUUGGGUGCAUGGUUGAAAGCACAUGGUAUACCUGGACUUUGCGGCGUGGAUACGCGUGCUCUUACUCAUCGCCUCCGAGAGGGCAUUAUGUUAGGUCGCAUUGUCCAAGGAGUACCACCAUUUCCACCCCUACCUCCUUUAUCAGACCCUAAUGAAAGGAACUUAGUUGCAGAGGUCUCUACAAAGGAACCAAAAAUAUUUAAUCCGAAUGGGGAAAUCACAAUAAUGGCGGUCGAUUGUGGCUUAAAAUAUAACCAAAUACGAUGUUUAAUAAGAAGAAACGCCAAAGUGAUUUUGGUACCUUGGAACUAUAAUUUAGAUCCAAAUGAUUUUGACGGAUUGUUUAUAAGUAACGGCCCAGGUGAUCCAGAAGUCUGUAAAGUAGUUGUAGAAAAUUUGAAAAGAGUUAUUGAAAAUCAAGAUAUAGUGAAACCAGUAUUCGGUAUUUGUCUCGGCCAUCAAUUACUUGCAACUGCUGCUGGGUGUAAAACAUAUAAAACGAGGUACGGUAAUCGUGGUCACAACUUACCAUGCACUCACAGCACAACAAAAAGGUGUUUUAUGACUUCGCAAAAUCACGGAUUUGCCGUUGAUGCAAAUACACUCUCAGAAAAUUGGAAAGUAUUAUUCACUAAUGAAAACGACAAAACUAAUGAGGGUAUAAUACACAAAUCAGCACCAUUUUUCAGUGUUCAAUUUCAUCCCGAACACACGGCUGGACCAACAGACCUUGAAUGUCUUUUUGAUAUUUUUAUAGAAGGGGUGAAGCUAUAUAAAAACAACACGGUUUGCUGUCUCGAUGAAAUGAUCACAGAGAAAUUUAAUUACACACCAACUAUUCCAGAUAGACCGAAAAAAGUUUUAAUUUUAGGUUCAGGAGGCUUAUCUAUCGGUCAAGCAGGUGAAUUUGAUUACUCAGGAUCCCAAGGUGUAAAAGCUAUGCAGGAAGAAAAAAUUCAAACAGUAUUAAUAAAUCCAAACAUAGCAACAGUUCAAACAUCUAAAGGCUUGGCUGAUAAAGUUUACUUCCUACCUAUCACUCCUGAAUAUGUCGAGCAAGUGAUAAAAGCUGAACGACCAACUGGAGUUUUACUAACCUUUGGAGGACAAACGGCGUUAAAUUGCGGAGUGGAAUUACAAAAAUCAAAAGUCUUUGAAAAAUAUAAUGUCACUGUUCUUGGAACCCCAAUUCAGUCAAUUGUAGAUACCGAAGAUAGAAAAAUUUUUGCAGAAAAAAUUAAUCUAAUUGGAGAAAAGGUUGCACCAAGCGCUGCAGUAUCUUCAGUUGAUGAAGCCCUUGCAGCAGCUCAUCAGAUUGGGUAUCCUGUGAUGGCUCGUUCGGCUUUUUCUCUCGGUGGAUUAGGUUCAGGGUUCGCAAAUAAUGCGGAUGAAUUAAAAACACUAGCUCAUCACGCGCUUUCACAUUCUGAACAAUUAAUUAUUGAUAAAUCAUUAAAAGGAUGGAAAGAAGUAGAAUAUGAGGUCGUUAGAGAUGCUUAUGAUAAUUGUAUUACUGUGUGCAAUAUGGAAAAUGUAGAUCCUCUUGGUAUUCAUACUGGUGAGUCAAUUGUAGUAGCUCCAAGCCAAACAUUAUCUAACCGAGAGUAUUACAUGUUACGUAAUACAGCCAUAAAAGUAAUAAGACAUUUUGGUAUUGUGGGAGAAUGUAAUAUACAAUACGCUCUUAAUCCCAAUUCAGAAGAAUUUUAUAUUAUAGAAGUAAAUGCCAGAUUAUCAAGAAGUUCUGCAUUAGCAAGUAAGGCAACAGGAUAUCCUUUAGCAUAUGUUGCAGCUAAGCUUGCGCUUGGUAUCCCACUACCUGUAAUAAAAAACUCUGUUACUGGAGUAACCACAGCCUGCUUUGAACCAAGCUUAGAUUACUGCGUUGUGAAGAUACCCAGAUGGGAUUUAGCUAAGUUUAAUAGAGUAAGCACUAAAAUUGGAAGUUCCAUGAAAAGUGUGGGAGAGGUUAUGUCGAUUGGCAGAAAUUUCGAAGAAGCUUUCCAAAAAGCACUACGCAUGGUCGAUGAAAAUGUGAAUGGUUUUGAUCCAAAUAUAGAGAGAGUAAACGAAAACGAGUUAAGAGAACCAACUGAUAAAAGGAUGUUUGUACUAGCUGCUGCUCUUAAGGAGGGUUAUACAAUAGACAAACUGUAUGAUCUUACUAAUAUUGACCGAUGGUUUUUAGAGAAAUUUAAAAAUAUCAUUGAUUAUUAUAAAAGCCUUGAAGCCACUUCUCCUGCUUCGAUUACGUUUGAUAUUUUAAAGAAAGCUAAGCAAAUUGGAUUUUCAGACAAACAAAUUGCAGCCGCAGUUAAAAGUACUGAAUUAGCAGUUCGGAAACUAAGGGAAGAAUAUAAAAUUAUUCCUUUCGUAAAACAAAUUGAUACAGUGGCAGCCGAAUGGCCGGCAUCCACUAAUUAUCUUUAUCUGACGUACAACGGCAGUACACAUGAUUUGGAUUUUCCUGGAGGGCAUGUAAUGGUACUUGGGUCAGGUGUUUACAGAAUUGGAAGUUCAGUUGAGUUUGACUGGUGUGCUGUAGGAUGUUUGAGAGAGCUGAAAAAUCAGGGUAAAAAGACUAUAAUGAUCAACUACAAUCCUGAAACUGUCAGUACUGAUUAUGAUAUGAGUGAUCGAUUAUAUUUUGAAGAAAUCUCGUUUGAAGUUGUCAUGGAUAUUUAUAACAUUGAAAAACCUGAUGGAGUUAUAUUAUGUAUGGGAGGACAGUUACCGAAUAACAUAGCAAUGGAUUUGCACAGACAACAAGCAGUUAUUUUGGGAACUUCGCCUGAUAUGAUAGAUAAUGCGGAAAAUAGGUUUAAAUUUUCCCGUAUUCUAGAUCGGAAAGGCAUAAUGCAACCAAGAUGGAAAGAACUAACAGAUCUUGAAUCGGCCAAAUCCUUUUGUGAAGAAGUAGGAUUUCCAUGUUUAGUGAGACCUUCAUACGUUUUAAGCGGUGCUGCUAUGAAUGUAGCGCAUUCAAAUCAAGAUUUGGAAGUAUAUUUAAAAUCGGCAAGUAAAGUUAGUAAAGAUCAUCCAGUAGUUAUUUCAAAAUUUAUUAUGGAUGCUAAAGAAAUUGACGUUGAUGUAGUGGCUGCAGACGGAGUAAUUCUUUGCAUGGCCGUAUCUGAACACGUUGAGAAUGCUGGUGUUCAUUCUGGUGAUGCUACUUUAGUAACACCACCACAAGAUAUUAAUAAUGAAACAUUAGAUAAAAUAAAGGAAAUUGCAAGAAUCAUAUCAGAAACGUUAGAUGUCACCGGACCGUUCAAUAUGCAACUUAUAGCAAAAGAUAACGAUUUAAAAGUAAUUGAAUGUAAUGUGAGAGUAUCUAGGUCCUUUCCAUUUGUUUCAAAAACUUUAGACCAUGACUUCGUUGCGGUAGCAACCAAAGUAAUUCUAGGUAUUCCGGUAGAGCCCGUAAACGUGAUGGCCGGAUGUGGCAAGGUGGGUGUAAAAGUGCCACAGUUUUCCUUUUCAAGGUUAUCUGGAGCAGAUGUAACCUUAGGCGUAGAAAUGGCAUCAACAGGUGAAGUAGCAUGUUUUGGUGAGAACCGUUAUGAAGCAUACUUAAAAUCACUGAUGAGCACUGGAUUUAGAAUACCAAAAAAAGCAAUAUUGUUAUCUGUUGGCACAUUUAAGCACAAGAUGGAAUUAUUACCGAGCGUUCGCAUUUUACAUAAGAUGGGUUAUAAAUUGUAUGCUAGCAUGGGAACAGGAGAUUUCUACACUGAGCAUGGUGUUGAGGUUGAAAGUGUACAGUGGACAUUCGAUCACAUUGGUGACCCGGAGGACGCAAGAUCUGAUGGCGAAUUAAUGCAUCUUGCUGAUUUUAUGGCGAGACGUCAGUUGGAUCUUGUUAUAAAUCUACCAAUGAGAGGAGGCGCACGUCGUGUAUCAUCCUUUAGUACGCAUGGAUAUCGUACUCGGCGUUUGGCCGUUGAUUAUGCAGUGCCUUUAGUCACAGAUGUCAAAUGCGCAAAACUUCUGGUUCAGGCCAUGCUACAAUGUGGUGGUGCCCCGAUGAUGAAAACACAUACAGAUUGUAUGACUUCACGUAAUAUAAUUAAAUUGCCCGGGUUCAUUGACAUCCACGUCCAUGUUCGUGAACCUGGAGCAACAUACAAAGAAGAUUUUGCAUCUUGUACUGCUGCUGCUCUCGCGGGUGGUGUUACUAUGAUCUGCGCAAUGCCAAAUACUAACCCACCUUUAGUAGAUCGUGCAGCAUAUGACUACGUAUCCGCUUUAGCACGAGUUAGCGCUCGUUGUGAUUACGCACUAUUUGUAGGUGCGUCUUCAGCAAAUUGUGACACAGUUUUUGAACUUGCACCACAAGCUGCUUCUUUAAAAAUGUAUCUAAAUGAAACCUUUACAACUCUGAAACUUGACGAUAUGUCUGUCUGGCAUCGACAUCUGCAGAACUGGCCUAAAAAAAUACCAAUUUGUGUCCAUGCUGAACGAGAAAAAACAGGGGCCGUUAUUUUGAUGGCAUCGCUACUCGAGCGACCAGUCCAUAUAUGUCAUGUCGCUAGAAAAGAAGAAAUUUUAAUAAUUAGAGCAGCCAAAGAGAGAGGCCUGAAAGUAACUUGCGAGGUAUGUCCACAUCACUUGUUUUUAAGCACUAACGAUAUCGAACGUAUUGGUGUAGGUCGAUCUGAAGUUCGGCCUGUUCUGUGUAGUCCUGAAGACCAAUCAGAACUAUGGAAAAACAUGGAUAUUAUUGACGUAUUUUCCACAGAUCAUGCCCCUCAUACAGUUGAAGAGAAAAAUUCUGAGAAACCUCCCCCAGGAUUUCCAGGCUUAGAGACAAUUUUACCACUACUUCUUAACGCUGUACAUCAAGGGCGUCUUACAAUUGAAGAUAUUAUCAACAAAUUUCAUAGAAAUCCACGGAAAAUAUUCAAUUUACCCGAACAACCAAAUACUUAUGUUGAAGUAGAUAUGGACUACGAGUGGACUAUUCCAAGUGCUAUGGAAUUUUCAAAGUCUAAGUGGACUCCUUUUGCUGGAAUGAAUGUUUGUGGAGCAAUUCAUCGAGUUACACUUCGUGGAGAAAUCGCCUAUGUUGAGGGACAAAUCCUUGUGCCACCAGGAUUCGGACAAAAUGUACGUGAAUGGCCUUCUCCUAAAAAACAAUCAUUCCCAGCAUAUGCUAUCGAAAAAGUUGAAAAAGAAGUAAGUCGACCAAACUCUGCUCUUGAUCAACAUGCCUCAAUAGAAUUUAGUCGAUUAAGUGACUUUGACUUAGAUCAAAUUGAAUCAAAUAGGCCUGAUGGACAAAGUAAAUUAAAUGUCCACUUUAAUGAAGUUACGGGCUUAAGAAGCGUGUCACCACUUCCUCCACAAACAACUAUGAGACCAAGAUGUGAUAGUGCCUCUUAUAAUAAUCCUCCACAUACUUCGCUAUCUCAGCGUCAACGCAGUGACUUAUUUGGUAAAAGUAUAUUAACAGUAGACUCGUUUAGUAAAGAAACCCUAAACGAUAUUUUUAAUCUUGCUCAAUUCAUGAAAACUAGCGUAAGUAAAGGACGCUAUUUAGAUGAUAUAUUGCGAGGAAAAGUUAUGUCAUCAAUAUUUUAUGAAGUAAGUACCCGAACUAGUUGCAGCUUUGCAGCCGCCAUGCAGAGAUUAGGAGGUUCUGUUAUACACACGGACGCUACGAGCUCAUCAGCCAAAAAAGGAGAGACAUUAGAAGACAGUGUAGCUGUUAUGGCCAGUUAUUCUGACAUAGUAGUAUUGAGACAUCCAGAACCGGGUGCAGUCGCGCGCGCAUCACGCCAUUGUCGCAAGCCAAUUAUCAACGCUGGAGAUGGCGUAGGAGAACACCCCACUCAAGCGUUACUAGACGUUUUCACAAUUAGAGAAGAAAUUGGUACAGUUAAUGGUCUUACUAUAACAAUGGUAGGAGAUCUAAAAAAUGGGCGGACUGUUCAUUCUUUGGCUAAACUAUUGACGUUGUAUCACGUUCAGUUGCAAUAUGUUAGUCCGCCAGGACUGGGAAUGCCUAAACAUAUUAUGGAAUAUGUAGCAUAUAAAGGAAUACCACAGAAAGUUUUUGAAAGGUUAGAAGAUGUCUUGGGUGAUACUCAUGUUUUAUACAUGACGAGAAUACAGCGGGAAAGGUUUGAAAGCACAGAGGAAUAUGAAAAGAUGCGCGGAUUGUUAGUAGUGACACCACAGCUAAUGACGCGUGCUCGACGUCGCAUGGUUGUGAUGCACCCAUUACCCAGGGUCGACGAAAUCUCACCAGAAUUUGACUCAGACCCGCGCGCUGCCUACUUCCGACAAGCAGAAUACGGAAUGUAUGUGCGAAUGGCAUUACUCGCAAUGGUUGGUGGAGCAAAUCCCCUUGUGUAG
Messenger RNA from Parnassius mnemosyne (clouded apollo), 6708 nucleotides. The record is from the annotation of a GenBank genome assembly. Lineage: Eukaryota; Metazoa; Arthropoda; Insecta; Lepidoptera; Papilionidae.